AUGGGUGUCUUCCAGGACGCCUUUGACCGUGCAUACAACAGAGACGUGGAGGGCGCACAGGCAGAUGCCAUCAAGCUGUACCGCAUGGGGCUCAAUAUUGUGUACGAGGGACUGUCCCUGCAAGUGCAGUCGUCAGGGCUGGGUGCAGGUUACAGCAACGUGGCCAAGUGGCGGGAUGACAUGAACACCUGGCAACAGCAUGUCCUCAGCAGGUUGAGGGACCUGGAGUCUGGGGGUGCAAGCACAUCAGCGCGCCGUCCACCGCAGCGGAUCGUCAGCAGCAAAAGCUCUGUGCCUGCAACUCGUGCCGUGAGAGCAGCACCUGCCCAGCCUGCACAGACAGGAAGCAAGCAGGAUGGAAGAUCAGGGGCUGGGCUUGGGGGCAAGGAGGAGGCGAGGCUGCGAGAGGUGAUAGAGGGUGAGGUGCUGGACACGCGACCCAGCGUGCGCUGGAAGGACGUCGCCGGCCUGUCAGCCGCUAAGCAGGCACGCCCUGCCCUUCAUGCGCUGCAGGAGAUGGUGAUUCUGCCGGCGCAGCGAGCGGAUCUGUUCCAGGGGCUACGGGCGCCGGCGCGGGGGCUGCUGCUGUACGGGCCGCCCGGCAACGGCAAGACGCUGCUGGCCAAGGCGCUGGCGUCCGAGGCGCAGGCCACCUUCUUCAACAUCUCCGCCUCCACCCUCACCUCCAAGUGGCACGGCGAGGCCGAGAAGCUGGCGCGUUCAACCUCACUCUCACCCUCGACCUCGCUGCUGUCCCCUCUCCAGUGUCUGCUCUUGCAUGUGCGGAUGCUGUUCAGGGUGGCGGCGGAGAUGCAGCCUGCCAUCAUCUUCAUAGACGAGAUCGACAGCAUCCUGUCUGAGCGUUCGGCCGGCGAGCAUGAGGCCAGCCGCCGCCUCAAGACCCAGUUCCUCAUCGAGUUUGACGGCGUCGCGAACGGCUCCGAGCGCAUCGUCGUCAUCGGCGCCACCAACAGACCCCAGGAGCUCGACGACGCUGUCAGGCGGCGGCUGGUGAAGCGCAUCUACAUUCCCAUGCCGGACGCGGACGCUCGGCGGGAGCUGCUGAAGCACCUGCUGCGCGGGCAGCCGGUACGGCUAAGCCGAGCGGACAUGGAGCGCGUUGUGACUGCCACAUCCAAAUACAGCGCCUCCGACCUGGCUGCCCUCUGCAGGGAGGCUGCCAUCAUCCCCAUCAGGGAGUUGGGCCAGGCGGUCACCACAGUGUCUGCAGACCAGGUCAGACACAUGGAGCUGAGAGAUUUUGGGGAGGCGCUGCAGUCCAUAAGGCCCUCUGUCAACCAGGAGCAGCUGCACCGCUUUGACCAGUGGACUCAGGAAUAUGGCACACAUUCUUAGGGGGUUGCAGCAAAUGCAUUGCUACAAUCAAGCAACUUGUAAAAGUUUGUACAGAAUACUAAACAAUUACAUAGUUACAAUAGUGUGGUGGGAUAAGGUGCUGGCAAGGGAUUUUGGUCAAUGCUUGUGCAGUCCUUUCAUUCGGGCAUCCUUUUAGAGAUCCAAGAUAAUCAUUUGUAUCAAUAGGCGUUCUCAAGUUCCAUGUAAAAUAGUAGCUGCAUUCG
Messenger RNA from Coccomyxa subellipsoidea C-169, 1580 nucleotides. Its product is annotated as AAA-domain-containing protein. Gene Ontology annotation, cellular component: microtubule cytoskeleton. Lineage: Eukaryota; Viridiplantae; Chlorophyta; Trebouxiophyceae; Coccomyxaceae. The coding region runs from base 1 to 1356 and encodes 451 amino acids. The transcript has 8 exons. Gene Ontology annotation, molecular function: ATP hydrolysis activity; ATP binding. The record is from RefSeq and is a predicted model, not a curated record.